AUUAAGUUUUAUGAUAGAAAGGAAAAAAGUAUACGUACAGAAACACACGGAAAUAUGAGAACACAUUUGUAUUUAUUAUUCUUGGUAAUAUUUCUUCUAUAUGCGGGAUACGUCCACUCCCUCGGGUGUAAAUCGCCAAGCGGGUCAGCGGUUGAUUGGUUCAUCCUUUACAAGAUUCCAACAAAUACAAAGAAGGAUAACAAAGAAGUCAGGGGAGGUGAAAAAUUUUACUGCCUAGAUGCAAAUUCUAAUCCGAAAAAGUUAAAAUUCUUUGACGCUGACAUCACAAAAGAGGCUAACAACCCAUUGAAUCACACGCUUCAACAAAUAUACAGCGGCGAAUCUACUGUUCACGCUAUAUAUAACGAUCAGCCACCUGAGUCGAAUACCUGCAAAAAUGUCAAAGAAAGUGGACACCUUAAAGGAGCAACAGCUUUCAAUAACGAGGAAGGAUUUUGGAUAAUUUCUAGCGUUCCUAGAUUUCCAAUUCCGAAAAAGUACUAUUAUGGAACUGGUCAGCUUAAAAAUGGACAGUCCGUACUUUGCAUGACAUUUGAAAGAAAAUAUCUUGACAAGAUAGUUGAGGCCUUCAGCAUAACUAAACCGUGUAUCUAUGAUGGGAAGAUUACGUUUGGGGCAUCAUCCGAAUCAAGUACAGAGCUUCUGUUUACAUCAAAAGGAGGAACAACGUUUAGAUAUUUCGGGAAAUCAAACAACUUUUUAGGAGAUUUGUAUCGAAAGCUUGUUGCAGAAAAGUUGAUGGACGAUCUAAAAGUAGAAACAUGGCGUUCGGAAGACUCAGACAGUUUUUCUUCUUCGUGUGACCAGUUCAAGAUUUGGAAUGUCAAAGAAAUUAUCUUCAAUGAUAGCUAUGAAUUCAGAUCUUCGAAAGAUCAUUCAAAAUGGGCAGUGACGGAAAAAAAAAACUGGAUAUGUAUCGGGGAUUUAAACAGAGCGGACACGCAAUGUAAGUGAGGUGGUGGAACAAUGUGCCUAGAACAUACGGAAGUUUCAGUUCAGUAUAAAAUGUUGAUUAAGUCGUUCGAAGAAUGUGACAAGAAAGGACAAAGGCCGGAUUGCUCUUUUGAUGACAACUACCCGAAAAAAGCGAGAAAAAAUUUGUCUCUACCCAAAAUUUUUGCAAAGAAUUCUACAAGUAUACUUUAAGGGAAUUAGAAACGUAAAAGUAUAAAAGAUAAAAAAAAAAUGGGAAGGAUCUUGAUUUCUGUAAUGUAAAACCGUAUAAACAGAAAUUUCAGUUAAGAAUCAAUUUUGUAUUUUUAGCGAGAUUCUCGAGUUAUUUAAAAUUGA
Messenger RNA from Saccostrea cuccullata (small rock oyster), 1311 nucleotides. Its product is annotated as plancitoxin-1-like. NCBI's taxonomy places the organism in Eukaryota, Metazoa, Mollusca, Bivalvia, Ostreida, Ostreidae. The transcript is spliced from 8 exons. Gene Ontology annotation, molecular function: deoxyribonuclease II activity. Bases 55 to 975 code for a protein of 306 amino acids. Gene Ontology annotation, biological process: apoptotic DNA fragmentation. The record is from RefSeq and is a predicted model, not a curated record.